This is a messenger RNA of Stegastes partitus (bicolor damselfish), 360 nucleotides long. Its product is annotated as potassium voltage-gated channel subfamily E member 2. The transcript has 2 exons. Bases 1 to 360 code for a protein of 119 amino acids. Gene Ontology annotation, cellular component: voltage-gated potassium channel complex; membrane. The record is from RefSeq and is a predicted model, not a curated record. Lineage: Eukaryota; Metazoa; Chordata; Actinopteri; Pomacentridae. Gene Ontology annotation, biological process: membrane repolarization during action potential; regulation of heart rate by cardiac conduction; negative regulation of delayed rectifier potassium channel activity. Gene Ontology annotation, molecular function: transmembrane transporter binding; voltage-gated potassium channel activity involved in ventricular cardiac muscle cell action potential repolarization; potassium channel regulator activity.
AUGGGGCCUUUGAAAACGUGGCAAAAGAUCAGCAUGUCUGAUUUGUCCAACUUGACUCUUCAUCUGGAGGCGUCCCUCACCAGCGCUUUGGGUCAAUACCUGGACAACUGGACACAUAACAUCACUGCAUCAGCCGACGCUCUGGACAAGACGCUGGCCGAGGAGAACUUCAGGGAUGUCAUCUGGUAUCUGGCGGUGAUGAUUGGCAUGUUUGCCUUCAUUAUUGUGGCCAUGCUGGUGAGCACAGUCAAAUCCAAAAGGAGGGAGCACUCGAAUGACCCCUACCACCAGUACAUCAAGGAGGACUGGACCACUCACAUACACCAGAGUGAUGGUGUAACUAACUUUUCAUCUGGAUAA